This is a messenger RNA of Metarhizium acridum CQMa 102, 774 nucleotides long. RefSeq lists its product as uncharacterized. The record is from RefSeq and is a predicted model, not a curated record. NCBI's taxonomy places the organism in Eukaryota, Fungi, Ascomycota, Sordariomycetes, Hypocreales, Clavicipitaceae.
AUGCGCACCUCUCUCAAGCAAGUUUUGGCUGCCGGGUGUCUGGCGGCCACGGCUUCGGCCGUGACGCCCAUCUCUGAUUCGGACAUGAACCAGAUGCUGAACGAGGGAGGAGUCAGUCUUGCCAUGAGGGCUCAGCCAAUGUUCUUCUUUGGACAGGCAAUGAACCACCCCCCUUGUAUCCCCACGUUUGCAACCUCUCCGGAUGGAAACCAAGUCCCAUCUUCGAAGCUCUGCGACUGGCCAGAUGUUGGAUGUGACUGUCGAAACCCAGGUGUUGGCAUCGGCAACCCCAGUCCUUCAUUUCCCAUCUAUUACAGUUACAAAAAAUGCUCUGAUACCUCGGUGAGAGUCGUCUACAACUUGUUCUACACAAAGGAUGGCAACAACCCGGACAAGGUCUUCGGACACCCCUACGACUGGGAACGCGUUAUAGUUGUCUUCACAAAGGCCACUGAUGGGAAGUGGCGGCCGGACCAGUUGUUCCUCUCUCAACACAGCGGCUACGGUCGUUUGCAGUGGGCGAAGAUACACAAUACGAUAAACACUAAAGACGCAACCAAACCUCGCGGCGGUGACGACAGAAGACGGUACCUCGAUCAUCCCAAGGUCUACGUUGAGUGGAGCAAGCACGCUCAUCGCGACACACGAAAUACGGGUUGGAGCAAUCCUUUGUCCCAGCUCACGGACGACGCUUUCCGGUCCAACGACUGGUGGUACUUUCCCAAACGAGGUAAGGAAUCCUGGCGCAUCUUCUCUUCCAAGUCCUUUCUCUGA